AUGUUCGCCAAAUUUAUUUAUUUCAACUUAAAGCUUCUAAUUUGUAUUUCAAUGCUAACUUUUAUAUCAGUGAAAUCUGAGGGCCUCUACAAUGAAACGAUAGACGAUGUAAUCAUUUUGACGGAUAAAAAUUUUGACCAGGAAGUUAUCAGAUCUCCCAAUGCCUGGCUAGUUGAGUUCUACAAUUCCUGGUGUGGACACUGCAUCCGGUUCGCUCCCCAGUGGAAACAACUGGCCACCGAAUGUAAAGGAUGGAGUGAAGUGCUAAAGAUUGGCGCCAUUGACUGUGCAAACUCUCAAAACCAACAAAUAUGCAUGCACUACAAACUAGAAGGAUAUCCAACUAUGAUUGUUAGCACAACACAACCUAACAUCCCUACUGUUUUUAAGUUCCUCGGGGCCAAUAGUUUGAUCCGCCCCAACCAGACGAACAUGGAGUCGUGGGAGUCAGUGGAGAGAAUGAAGUCGGCAAUGAUUGAUUAUCUACCUGAAAAAUCAUCGAGAAGCGUUCGAGUGAUCGACGAACGUGGCCCGGUCCCACGAGAAUGUGAGAAGAUAAUACUAGAUAGAUUUGAAGAGCGUAAAAGGUUAAAAAUACGACGCAUGGUCAUCAGCAACAGGAGAAACGUCAACAACAAUGAUGACGUCAUCGACAUCAUUUCCUACUUGAAACUUUACGAGCAAGACCUUCUAUCCAGUCUUACUUACUCACUGAACACCGAACUACCACUACGCACCCCAUUCAACAAAAGCACAUCCCUAUUCCUAAUCGGGUACCUCGAUGACUUGAUCAGGGUAAACGAAGGGGUUGUAGGCGGAUUACAGAGACUGAAAUUUUGGUUGCAAGGUCGAAUAACUUCGUCAUCUCCCCCCCCACCACCACCCAACAACAAUAAUAAUAACAAUAAUAAUAAAAAUAACAAUAACAAUAAUAAUUAUAUAAAUAAUAAUAAUAAUAACGUGAUCAUCGCACCUAUAAAAGGAAUUGAAUGGCUGACGGCUGUUGAGAAAGCUUUCCAGACAACCAACCUACCAAAGGACCCCACGUGGAGCCAAUGCACCGGAAGUUCGUUUAAUGUUCGCGGCUAUCCGUGCAGUCUCUGGCUAACUUUUCAUGCGGUCAUCACCAACGUAGCUCACAAUCAUAAUGAUUCAUUUCAGUGUCUGCAAGUUUUACAGAGAGUCCGAGGCUACGUUCAGCAUUUCUUCGGCUGCUCGGAGUGCGUCAGCAAUUUUUUAAAAGGCGCUACAAAAAUCGAGAAAGUAGUCACCAACUGUCGCCAGAGUGUCUUAUUUCUAUGGAGGUCUCAUAAUAAAGCUAAUUUUAGACUGCGGGGCGAUAAUACGGAAGACCCCAGACAUCCUAAAACCAUUUUCCCUAACGUUAAGCAGUGCAGCGAGUGCUUCGACCUAACUUCACUUACGAAAAAUAGUAAUAAUAAUAAUAAUAACAACAACAACAAUGAUAAUAAUAAUAGAAAUAGAAAUAAUAAUAAUAGUAAUAAUAAUAAUAAUAAUAGUAAUACUGCUUUGAUAUCUUCAUCGUCGUCGUCAUCAUCACCGUCGAUAAGUGGCAUAACUGACGGCUGGAAUGAGUAUGUCGUGCUGAAUUUUCUAGAAAGUAUCUACCUGAAAUCUAAUGUCGUUAGGUACAUCCCUGUUUCUGGGGGCCAGGGUCGCAAUGAUGAUGUGCUUGAGGAUGCCGGUAAUGGUGGUGAUGGCGUCAGAGGUGUUGCCGUCAUCAACGGAGCGAGCACUGUUUCUAAUAACAAUCUAUCAGUUGAAAGAAGGCCAAUUGGUCAUAGAAGACGCAGAGAUAAACAAAAUAAUAGUAACGACAACAACAAAAAUGACGUCAUCGUCAACAGCAGCAACAACAAAAAUGACGUCAUCGUCACUAACAACAACAUUAUUGGCACCAUCGACAACAAAGGCGUGAUGAUUGAUAACCUCAUGGAUGUGACCAACAGCAACGAUAAGAUUAACAAGGGAAAUUAUAACGGUAAUAAUAGAAUGAUUAACGAUCAAGGUACCGGUAAUUUCGGUAUUAAUAUCGGUACUAACGAUAAUAUUCGGGAGAGUCCUCUAAACAAUGAUCUAAAUUUAUUGGCCAAGGACCGUAAUAACCGACCGAAUAUAUCGUUGCAUUCCUAUAUUUCCGUUUUAAAUAUAUUUACGUCAUACGACGUAGGGCUGUGCUUGGCAUUUUAUUUAUGCUGCGCUUUACUCCUAAUAAUUCUCUACCUUCAUAUGAUGAGAAAGUUUAGGCUAUGCUCGGGGUUUAAGAUUGGAUUUUAUAAGAAGAAUAAUGCUACUAGGCUACAUGUGUGAUUGUGUGUGUGUGUGUGUGCGUGUGUGUGUGUGCGUGUGUGUGUGUGGUGUGGUAUGUUUGUGUGUUUCGAUACAAAGAAGAUUUAGUUUGAUCGUGUGUGGUAAUAAAAAUUGACUGACUUGAGAUCACCAAUUCAUAAUAUCAAAAUUUAUUGAUCUCUGCAAGAUAAUUUGUCUUACAGUAUAUUAGGUGCUAUAUAAGUUCAAAAUAAUAUAAAUAUAUGCAACGAUGUACACUUUAUAUUUGAUGAUACGUAUCUAUACUUUUAUCCUUAGUACACAUAAUGUAUUAUAAUUUAUUAUAAUGUAUUGAAAUGUAUUAUAAUGCAUAAAAAUUUAUUAUAAUGUAUUAAAAUUUAUCAUGAUGUAUUAAAAUUUAUUAUAAUGUAUGUUAAUUUAGUGUAAUAUAUGCACGUGAAACAUCGCAUCACACACAACGUUGCUUGUGAUAGGCGAUGAUCACUUUGUAUUUGAAUCUGGUCACUGCGCUUACAUCGCCAGACACUUUACCGUUACACCAUAGCGCCACUAAUGUAUAUACAUAUAUAUAUAUAUAUUAUAUAUAUAUAUAUAUAUAUUAUGAAUUGUAUAUAUAUGCGUAGCUUGAAACUUGCAUAAUUUGUGCAAAUAUUUUAUCAUAGUCCCUAGCAAAAAUUUUAUGAUUAUACAUACACUUACAUACACACAUAUACAUACAUACAUACAUACACACAUACAUACAUACAUACGUACAUACAUACAUACAUACAAACAAACACAGACACUCAUACAUAAUCUUACAUAUAUACAU
Helobdella robusta is the source of this 3121-nucleotide messenger RNA. RefSeq lists its product as hypothetical. Gene Ontology annotation, cellular component: Golgi membrane. NCBI's taxonomy places the organism in Eukaryota, Metazoa, Annelida, Clitellata, Rhynchobdellida, Glossiphoniidae. The transcript has 12 exons. Bases 1 to 2331 code for a protein of 776 amino acids. Gene Ontology annotation, biological process: protein folding. Gene Ontology annotation, molecular function: protein disulfide isomerase activity; flavin-dependent sulfhydryl oxidase activity. The record is from RefSeq and is a predicted model, not a curated record.